This is a messenger RNA of Sander lucioperca (pikeperch), 2087 nucleotides long. It is a transcript of the gene cited1, whose product is annotated as Cbp/p300-interacting transactivator, with Glu/Asp-rich carboxy-terminal domain, 1. Gene Ontology annotation, biological process: regulation of DNA-templated transcription. The coding region runs from base 263 to 838 and encodes 191 amino acids. The record is from RefSeq and is a predicted model, not a curated record. Gene Ontology annotation, cellular component: nucleus. NCBI's taxonomy places the organism in Eukaryota, Metazoa, Chordata, Actinopteri, Perciformes, Percidae. The transcript is spliced from 2 exons.
ACUAAAUGCUUUUUAUUCAGUAAGGAGCUCAUUGAGGAGCUGAACCCUCCAGAGUCUCUGCAGUCAGUCAGUCAGUCAGUCAGUCAGUGUGCGCACACUUCAGCCUCCGAUUCUCUGAAAAUAUAGGUUCAACUUUCGUUUACUGGCUUUUAUCCCCACAACAAGCACUUUGGACUCUCCGGACUCUUUAAAUCUACUUUUAUUUGACUUGAUUUCUGGGCUGCACCGGGCUUUUCUCACAGGCUCUUGUGUUUUCCUGGUGAUGACCUCACUGCUGUUUCCUGGCAACGCCCACGCUGCGAUGAAGGACCUGUCCUCUUCCUCCACUCCUCUCAGCUCCCUGCUCCACUACCCGUCCUCCAAAACCUCUGUCGUGCCGUUCUCCUCAUCUGCCGGUGCCGCCGCCUCGCCUGGGUCAACACUGUCAUCGGCGCCGCUCUCCAAACCACAGCCCUUCUGCCUCCAGACGGGGCCGCACCUUCUCGCCAGCAUGCAGCUGCAGAAGCUCAACUCGCACUACCAGAACCUCGCCGGUGCUUCUGCCGGACACCCAGCACCCGGUGGCGCUCAAAGGGGCUUCACUGCCUCGCCUCUGGGCACAGGGAACCAGCUUCUGGGGCCGUCUGGAGGCCUCGGUGGUGGUGGGCUGGGCGUUGGCAUCAGCAUGGGGAACCAAAGCUCCGGCACAGGUGGAAUUAUCGACUUUGAUCCCGUGGACGAGGAGGUUCUCAUGUCACUGGUGGUAGAGCUGGGUUUGGACCGAGCCAACGAGCUGCCCGAGCUCUGGCUGGGUCAGAACGAGUUUGACUUCAUGUCAGACGUGCCGGCCGGGUGCUGACCUACGAGAAAAGAAACUAUCGAGAUUCAUAGGUAGCAGCGGAAUUGAUUGGCAAAGAGAGCGAAGACUUUCUCUCUGUUUUGUUGUUCUCUUUCCUCCCUUUUCUUGGUUGAUAAAAUGAGGAAACGGAAGAGACGCUGAGCAAUAAAGAGAGAGACAUUAGAGGCAUACUCUUGUUUCUAUUUUGCUUUCAUACUCUAUGUGCAGACAGACUGAUAAAAGAAAAAAAGACAUGUCAUUUUAUUAAUGCAGAAAAAGUUUUUUGCUUCAUUCAAUCAGUGCAUUUUUCUUUUCUUGGAUGGAACUGGUGGUUGAAACCAACCUGAUGGGAUUAAGAAGUCUUUGGUUUUGGCUCAUCACACUCUUGAUUUUUUCCUUUUCAUUUAAAGAAAACAAAAACAAAGCAGAAACAAGGACUGUUUCUGCCACUGCUCCGUCACGCUGGCUUAAUAAAAACGAUAUGGUUGGAGACGUUUCUAACCUUUUGGAUUAAAAAAAAAGCAGUAAAGAUGACAUCGACACACCUAUCGGACUUUCUUAGUUCUGUUCUCUCUCCAUCAGCUUAAAGCAACACCAAAUAUUCUUUUGUAUCUUAAAAUAAUGUUUCCAAAAUUGUUUCAGUGGUUCAUCAACUCGUAACAAGGUGAACGGCACUUCUGCAUUUGCUUUGCGGCCCUCUAUCGGCUAUAACCGCACUAUGCAAGUUUGCCAGAUCGGGUAGCGGAUCUGUAGUUUGAAUUAGACAUAAUGGACACAAUUUCGCUUCCAACCUGUAGGGGGACCGAAGAGGAAAAGUGCUUUGGUGUUGCUUUAAGGAAGCGUGACAUUAUGGGAGAUUUGUGAAGGAUGUCAAACACCAUGUUUCCUGUUUUCUUAAAGGACAAUAUUAGACUCUGGUCUCACGGGAAAGAGACUCCUGUCUCUCGACUUCACAAAGACACUGAUUGUCUGAGAACUGGUUAUCUCAAUGUACUUUUCUUUCCUUACCUUUUUUUUUGUUUGAAUUAAGUUCAACCAGUCGCAUUCUCAGAACUUGUUAUUUAAGACAGUGGCUGAUAUCCCUCUGGACUUCUGGACAAGGAGCGCUUCUGUAGCGUGUCUAUAAUCGGUUCUACUUUUCUGAACAUAAUGAAUUAGAUCAAGGGAUGGGGAAUCUUUCGGAGCAUGGGACCUGAAUGAAGUAAAUUGUUUCUUGCUCUGGAACACAGCCUCAUUAAACCUCAUUAAAUCGAGGCCUUGUGAGUCGCCA